Molecule: messenger RNA, 2125 nt
Organism: Dendronephthya gigantea
Lineage: Eukaryota; Metazoa; Cnidaria; Anthozoa; Malacalcyonacea; Nephtheidae
Product: cholinesterase-like
Source: RefSeq, a predicted model, not a curated record
CGCGAAUAACCAACUUGCCCUAUUGAUCGUGUGACAAAUGAAUGGUUUGAACUUUUAAGCUGUUAGAUUUUGUAACAGUUCAGAGUGGUCUGACCAUUUUGGCAGCUAUUUAAGUGGGAAGCGCCCUAAAAUGAGUAUAAAGAGAUGUUUUUGGUCAUUGUAAUUUUUCUUCUCUUCGAGCCUUUCCUAAUAUCAGCUAACCAAGGAGAGGUGAUCCAAACCGAUUCAGGUUUAAUACGAGGCAAGAUCCAGUCGUCAAGUUUAGCCGAAGUCAAUGUGCAAAAGUUCCUUAAUAUUCCGUACGCCGAACCUCCAGUUGGUGAACUAAGGUUUCAAAAACCUCAACCUAAAAAGCCUUGGAACGGCACCUUAAACACCACUGAAGAUAUAACCGCAUGUAUUCAACCAGAAAGGCCAGGUCUAACACUCACCGAAGAUUGCUUAAUUCUCAAUGUUUGGACACCAUUUCCACGUCCUAAGAAUGCUAGUGUUAUGGUUUGGAUUCACGGUGGAGCGUUUCGUCACGGCAGCUCAGGCGAGUAUCCUGGUACAAAUUUUGUCGCCGUUGGCGGUGUUAUUCUGGUUACUAUCAAUUACCGACUUACAGCUCUGGGGUUCCUUGCAACUGGAGAUGACCGAAUCAAAGGUAAUCUCGGUCUAUACGACCAACGUUUGGCGUUGAAAUGGGUGAAAGAUAAUAUCGAAUAUUUUGGGGAUUCAAAUUCAAUCACCCUCUUUGGUGAGAGUGCUGGAGGUGCCAGCGUCUCGGCGCAUACCGUAUCUAAAGGAAGCUGGGAAUAUUUUGAUAAAGCUAUUUUCCAAAGCGGAAACAUGCUUAUGCCUUGGGCGAUUAUGACUGAUACUCAAACCAAAGGCGGUUUACGAUGGUUUCUGGAGAAGGUUAAAUGCAGCGAUGAUGAUAAUUUAAUCGAAUGUCUCCGAAAUGUGAGCGUAGACACAUGGAAGAAAAUCUCCAAUCGCAAGGAUUUUUGGACAGUAUGGACCGGUCCUAUUGUCGAUAAAGAAUUUAUAACUGAUCAGCCAAAAAAAAUAUGGGAAAGUGGAAACGUUAAAAAGCAAGAUGUAAUACUUUCCUUCACCAAAGAUGAAGCGUUUCUAAAUGAUCAAGAGCUAUUGAAAACGUCCAAGAACAUUAGCGACUAUUUGAAUUGGUUCGAACACAAAUUAAAAGCACAUUUUAAAAAUGCAUCAGAGGCGGUGUACGAGAAAGCGAGAGAACUUUACAAGCCGAAGUGUAUCCCUUCCUUUCUAGAGGCUUUGAAACCGAGUGUAGCAUUUGGAACAGACGAAUCGUUUAUUUGUGCCAGCAGACACGAGGCUAAACUAAGAUCCAAAAUCAUGAAUACUACACAUGUGUACGUAUUUCAAUAUUCUCAUACCCCAUUGGUAAAAUACGUGACGUACUUGUACCCUUAUGGAGUGUUUGGAUUUUCAGCUCAUGGACUUGAUGUUGUGUCAGUCUUUGGUGAACCGGUUAAUAACACGCUGUUCCGGCCUGACGAUCAAACGCUCGCUAUGAGGAUGAUACUGUACUGGACAAACUUUGCUAAAACCGGCAACCCAAAUUCAGGCACAACACGAUUACCGAUUGUAGUUGGCAAUGUGGAUAGUUUACCAACAUGGCCUCGAUAUAGCAAUGACAAAGAAGAAUUCCUAGACAUGGAUAGUUUCUCUCAGACGACGGUGCGAAAAAAGAUCCGUGAAAAGCAUUGUGAUUUCUUAAUGGACCCGGAAGGAUUUCUCAAACGACAAGUAACCAGCGCUUCGACAAGGGAUUUUCUUACAUUUUAUGUUUGGCUCAUCAUAGCGCAAAUGACCCUAUUUUUAGUCUAAAAAAUUUAAAUCAUUGUCUGCAUGAAUGUGUGUAUUCGAUUUUGAUUUUGAUCCAAAAAUAGUAUUGAGUUGAGUCAUCAGCAUAACAUCGAUCCUAGCUAUAAUCCUAGGUUAAACGUCGCAUUUUGGUCGCGUCGAAUGCAAUUCAAACAAUAGAUAAUGAGAUGAUAAUGAGGCUUAAUGAGGUGUAUCAUCUCAUGAUCUUCAGGGUGUCUCAAAAAAAAACGCAAGAAUAUGCAAGAAUAUACAAGAAUAUUAAUAUUGUUCGGGU